Lodderomyces jiufengensis is the source of this 1059-nucleotide messenger RNA. RefSeq lists its product as uncharacterized. The transcript has a single exon. The record is from RefSeq and is a predicted model, not a curated record. NCBI's taxonomy places the organism in Eukaryota, Fungi, Ascomycota, Pichiomycetes, Serinales, Debaryomycetaceae. Bases 1 to 1059 code for a protein of 352 amino acids.
AUGAGUCAAGGUGGAGUAGUUUAUGCUAUGCUGAAAGCACAAAGAAUCCGUUUAAAUGCCAGUGCUAAAGACGAGAUUACUCGUUCGGCUAUCGUGUUUUCAGGUCAAGGUAACGACCUUGGCCAGAUCUAUACAGUUAGAAAUCAGUUAUUACUUAAAUUUGUUGGUUAUGAAAUCAAGCAUCCCAAUAUUGUGCCAGUUCAAUUAUUAUCUUUAGCUGCUCCUCAUUUUUGUGGUAAGGCCUAUGAUUGGUUACAACGUUAUUUUGCUGAUGCUAUUCAGAAUGUUCUUACUCCUACUACAGGUGAUGAAAAUGGUACAAAUAUUUAUACCAUUACUUACAGACAAUUUUUAUCUGAUUUCAUUGAUGAAUUUAAAUCCGAAUCAUUCAUUACAAGAAUCUUACUUCAACUUAAGGAUUUUAAACAUACAGGAUCAUUUGAAUCAUUUAGAAGAGGUGUUAGGUCAAUUAUUAGUCAAUUACCAAAGGAUGAUCAAGAAUCAAACAAAGAAUUAAUUAUUGAAACUAUUGCUUUGAAUACUAGAAAUCCAUACACCAAUAUUAUUGCUGCAAUGAAAGAAUUAGAUGAUAUCAAUAAUAUUAAAAUUUCAGAACAUGAUAUUGCUCAAGAAAAGAAAAAUUUACCUCGACCAACGGCUCCUAAAAGUUGGUCUGGAACUCAUCACUUUAAGAAAGAAGGAAAAAAUAAAAGAAAUUUCUUUUCCCAAAAAAGAUCCCACUCAUCUCACCAAUCUCAACAACAACAACAACAAUCACCACCACCACAACAACAACAGCAACAACAACAACAACAACAACGUCCACUGGGUCCUGCUGCUGGUAGAGGUGGUAGAGGUGGUAGAGGUGGUAGAGGUGGUAGAGGUGGUAGAAAUGGUAGAAAUGGUAACAGAUUUAAUAAUAAUAAUAAUAACAACAACAACAAUAAUACUAAUUCAAAUGGACCAAACAAUGCAUCUACUACAGUUAACAACACAGAAGUUGGAGAUGAUGAUGAUGGUAACAAUUAUGCUUCAGCUAAUGUUAGAAAUUAUUUUUAG